AUGCGUCGAGGCGACCUUCUCUACGGCCCGAUCCCAGGAUUGGAAGGGCUGCCAACUACGGCCCCUAGAUUCCAUGCUUGGGACGUGAUGGAUGUUAAUAUGCCCGACGGGAAACCAUGGGCCUCAGUUGCAGCUAGUGAGCUGAACAUAAGUGCUGUGGUUUUCCUUACCAUGAGGGCUGCCUCCUGUUCUUUCUUGACUCACCCCAUUCAUCACACCUUCGACGAAUACCCCUUUUCGGCUCUGACUUUGCCCGAGUCUGACAACCUUAGAAUCGCUCAGUUGAUGAAUUCCAGUGCCAAUGGAUACAAGAACAAGGAGAGGUUCUGGGAGUGCAUGGAGAGGUCAUCCAACAUUGUCUUGAUCAAAACAUUUAGAGUCAUGGAAGCCAAGUCUCUAAUUAGUGAAAAGGAGGGUGGUGACUGUUGGGCCUCUUCUUCAAGAACCUGCCAACAAGGACGGCGAUGGACCCAAGAUCAUGGGGACAGGAGGCAACUUUCUUCAGCUGUGUUAGUUUCUUCUGGGAGUGAGUACUUCCUUUCUGAAGAAGAGAGGGAGGAGAUUGCUUAUGGAUUGGAGCUUAGCAAUGUGGGCUUUAUCUGGGUUCUCAAAUUUCAUGGUGGAGGAGAAGUUACAGUACAUGAGGCUCUAUCACAAGGAUUUCUACAGAGGAUUGGGCACAGAGGACUGGUUGUGGAAGGAUGGGCCCCACAGGCCAAGAUUUUGGGACAUCCAGGCAUUGGUGAGUUUGUGAGUCACUGUGGUUGGAGCUCAACACUUGAGGCAAUUCUUCUUGGAGUGCCAAUCAUAGCCAUGCCAAUGCACCUUGAUCAGCCUCUGAAUGCAAAGCUUGCGGUGGAGAUCGGUGCGGUCAUGGAGGUGGACAGGGGAAGCGGAGGAUUUAGAAGGGAGGAGGUGGCAAGAGUUAUACAACAAGUGAUGGUGGAGGAAAAAGGGCAGGAGGCCAAAAGAAAUGCUCAAGAAUUGGGUGAGAGAAUGAGAGAGGAGCAAGAAGAGAUGGAUGGUGCGGUUGAGAAGCUGAAGCAGCUUAUUGAAGUAUAA
Molecule: messenger RNA, 1062 nt
Organism: Rhodamnia argentea
Lineage: Eukaryota; Viridiplantae; Streptophyta; Magnoliopsida; Myrtales; Myrtaceae
Product: UDP-glucosyltransferase 29-like
Exons: 2
Coding region: 1-1062 (353 amino acids)
Molecular function (GO): UDP-glycosyltransferase activity
Source: RefSeq, a predicted model, not a curated record